AUGGAUGGCAGACCCAUUCGCGUACGUGGCACAGAGCUCAUCGUAAGGGUCCAGACUAGGAGUCGGAGCAUGCUUGUCAAAGGCGACGUAGAGAGAGCCUUUGGCCUCUUUUUUAUCUAUGCCAAUGCCCACCCUGCAGAACCCAUAGGAGAGGGACAUAUCCCAUACGUAUGGGGUGGUACCAAACUCUACGUGACCAACCCAUGCGGCGCUGUUUAUAACGCAAACCUUGCGAAGCGUUGUGGGCAGACUAUCGCUCAUUGGAUCACUCAAAAUGAUGCUUGGGGGACUCGCUCGUUCAGGAUUGAAAAUACCAGGCCCAUCCACGGACCUGCGCUCGUGGGGACUUUUCAGCUCGACCCGAAUCAUGGAUCGAGUGAAGGUGUGAACGAAGCCGCGAAUGUCGAGAAUGGGAUAUCAGCACUCGCCGUUCCAGCUUCAACGAACAAUUUGGACAUCAGCGGUGACAAUCUCGCAACAACGAAUGCCAGUGACACAGCGUCGGCAAAUGGAAGAUGUAUGGAUAUUGUUCAGGGGGAGAAUGGAAUCCUGAACUUCAAUUUUGGCCAAGCUCUUACUUGUGUGAAUGCCAUUGCAGAGUGGAACCAGAAGACAAAGGAUUAUGGAAAGCGGGUAUUCUCGGUAGCACUAAAGGACGAUACACGGAAAGACAUCUUUGCGAGACUCGCAUUUGAAAACGCGCUCUCCCUAGAGGUUUCAUAA
Messenger RNA from Bacidia gigantensis, 723 nucleotides. RefSeq lists its product as uncharacterized. NCBI's taxonomy places the organism in Eukaryota, Fungi, Ascomycota, Lecanoromycetes, Lecanorales, Ramalinaceae. The record is from RefSeq and is a predicted model, not a curated record. The transcript is spliced from 4 exons. The coding region runs from base 1 to 723 and encodes 240 amino acids.